AUGGGCUCCAGUUUGCUAGAAAACCCGGUGCAGGCGAUUCUGUACCUUCGGGAGCUCACCACGAUCGUGCAGAACCAGCAGAGUCUCAUUCAGACCCAGCGCGCGCGGAUAGAGGAGCUGGACAGGCGCGUGGACGAGCUCAUCGGGGAGAACAGGCACCUGCGGGACGUCAGGGUGCAACAGCAGCUCCCUUACUUGCACCAUCACUCCUAUCAUACUCUACCGGACCCCAGCUGCCUUCAUCAUCAUCACCACCCGCAGGACCCGCAGAUCAAGACCACAUCGGGGUCUCUGUCAGAACAUGCCGCAACACCAGCGCAGGUCGAGGCGGCUCCGAGCGUCCAGCCCUCGCCUGCCCAGACCUCGGACCCGGGCGACAUGCAAUUAGUCCCAGCGGACCCUUCUACAAUUUCCCCCAUUGAGAGUGAGUCUGAAAACGGUGGAAGUUGCCCCAGUUGUAGAUCUUUGGUUCCGAUGACCCCAACAACUCUUUGUCGAUCCCUGACCCUGGCGAGAAAAUCCGAGAGUGAGACUGUGCUGCAUCAGUUUUGCUGCCCUGCCCCUGAACAUCCAGAGACUGAUACCUCUGGUUCAUCAAGCGCACCUAUCCUGAGCCUGGAGGAUGGGACGUCCUCUGGUGGAGGACAGGAAGUGAAGGGGAUCAAGAGGGAGGGACCCAGCGAGUAUGAAAUCAAUUUGGAAAACAAAAACAAACAGAUAGAGGAGCUGGAGCAAAAAUACGGAGGGCAUCUGAUUGCAAGGCGGGCAGCGCGCCGCAUCCAGACUGCCUUCCGCCAGUAUCAGCUAAGCAAGAACUUCCAGAAGAUCCGCAACUCGCUUUCAGAGAGCAAGCUGCCUCGGCGGAUAUCGCUGCGCCACCCCAGCCCCUCAUCCCGCAGCAGGAAUGCGGCCCAGAGACACAGCUAUACUCUGCAUCCGGGAGGAGGACAGAUACCGUUACGAUCUAAAACUCCACCCCCACCGCCAUGUCGUUCCACAUCCCUUCCGCCGUCACCCGCCUCUGCCCCAGCACCUACCCCCUCAUCAGCUCCAAGCCAGACUCCACCUCAGACAGCUGGACCUACACUCACACAGCUGGAAGACUGCUUCUCUGAACAGCUUCAUUCCUUGGCUCAGUCCAUCGAUGACGCUCUUCGUGGAUGGAGUUUGGCAGAGGGAGGAGAGGGGAAAGGACUUCUGAUGGACCCCGGGGCCCUUCGUGCAGCCGCAGAAAGCGCCGGCCUUCCCCGCAGUGCGAGCUCCCUGCUCAUGGCUUUCAGGGACGUAACUGUUCACAUUGACAGCAACAGCUCCUACACCAUCUCUUCCGCUACCACUACCACCACCACCUCUUUGGGAAAUGCAAGCGGAGGACAGCCAGGCAGCAGGAAACCUUCUGUUAGUGGGACAGGGGGAGGAGGAGACGGGCAGUCCAUGGAGGAACCUGAGUUUCCUGCACCCCCUCCCAGCGAGGAGCUGGAAAUGGUCGAUCCGGGAUCCAGGCGGGGCUCGGCAGUGACAGCUGCAGUGGGGGUCGGAAUGGAGGGAGAAAACAGCUCAGACAGACUGGAGUCCUCCACUUCCACCUCUACGUCCACCUCAAUGUCCACCUCAGUCCAGUCUAAUCAGCAGCCUGCUCAAAUUUACACCCAGUACCAGCAGUAUCACUACACUCAUCCUCAGCAGGUCCCUGGGGGCUCGAGCCCUGAGGCCCUCCAGGCCCUGGUCGUGUCUUUGCCAAGGGACCGCUGCCAGGAUCCAAUCUCCUGCCGCUCCCCAACCCUGUCCACUGAUACCCAUCGCAAACGCCUCUACAGGAUUGGACUCAACCUGUUCAAUGUGAACCCAGAGAGAGGCAUCCACUUCCUGAUCACACGUGGGUUCGUCCCAGACACGGCCAUAGGAGUGGCACACUUUCUGCUGCAGAGGAAGGGACUCAGCCGACAGAUGAUUGGAGAAUUCCUGGGCAACAGCAAGCUGCAGUUUAACAGAGAUGUCCUGGACUGUGUAGUGGAUGAGAUGGAUUUCUCAGGAAUGGAACUUGACGAGGCCCUGAGAAAGUUUCAGGCUCAUGUUCGAGUUCAAGGAGAAGCACAGAAGGUGGAGAGACUCAUCGAAGCCUUCAGUCAGAGGUAUUGCAUGUGUAACCCUGAUGUGGUGCAGCAAUUUCACAACCCAGACACCAUCUUCAUCCUGGCCUUUGCUGUGGUCCUUCUCAACACCGACAUGUACUCUCCAAACAUCAAGCCCCACCGGAAAAUGGGCCUUGAUGACUUCAUACGUAAUCUAAGGGGUGUGGAUGAUGGAGCAGACAUCCCCAGAGAGAUGGUUGCCGGCAUUUAUGAAAGAAUUCAGCAGAGAGAGCUGCGCUCUAACGAAGACCAUGUCACCUAUGUGAGUCGUGUGGAGCAGUCGAUCCUGGGCUUGAAAACAGUCCUCGCUGUGCCCCACAGGCGGCUGGUGUGCUGCUGCCGUCUGUUUGAGGUUCCUGAUGCCAACAAACCACACAAACAGAAACUAUCCGCUCUCCAAAGGGAGGUGUUCCUAUUUAAUGACCUGCUGCUGAUUCUGAAGCUGUGUCCCAAGAAGAAAAGCUCAGCUUCAUACACUUUCUGCAAAGCUAUGGGUCUUUUGGGAAUGCAGUUUCACCUCUUCAGCAAUGAGUUUUACGCUCAUGGUGUUACGAUGAUGAGCCCCUUUACCUCAGAGAAGAAGCAGCUGGUUAGUUUCUGUUCUCCAAGUGGAGAGGAGCUCAGGAAGUUUGCAGAGGAGCUCAGAGAAGCCAUCGCAGAGGUCAACGAGAUGGAACAGAUACACAUUCAGUGGGAACUAGAGAGGCAGCAAGGCAUCCAGUCACAUGGUUUACACACCAAUGGUGGGCAAUUGGAGACACACACAGGACAUGGCUCUCCCUCAGGCCAACAUGAUGCGUAUGAUAAAACCGGCAACAACAACACAGUAGAGGUGUCAAUUCACAACAGGCUGCAGACCUAUCAGCUGAGCCAGCCCAGCAUUGAGUCAGCACCCCUUGCCCUGGCUGCUCCACCCACCCUGCUCAGCACCGUUACGACCGGAGAGCUGCGCCCAGAGACCCUCAUCCAGUGCCAGCAGAUUGUCAAAGUGAUCGUCGUCGACCAGAGUGGACGAGGACGAAUGGAGGCAUUUCUCAGCCAAGGCCCAGCAGGCCAUCAGCUCAUCCAGUCUGCAAUGUCAACACCUGUGCGGGUCAGAGAAGGGGACGGACCCCAACCGCCUCUGCCACCCCCUCCUCCACCUUACAACCAUCCCCACCAGUUUUGUCCACCGGACUCGCCUGUGCCCUUCCACCACACCAUGCCUCUCACACGCAGGCGCAACUCCAGUGGCUCCCGCAGCAUUGUUUGAAAAUAAAAACAGUUGAGCCUCACUCUUGCAAGUUGGUGUAGCACAAGUUAAUGCAAAUAAAAAAAGAAAAGAAAAAUAAAGCUCUGAAAAUACAGCAUUGGUGGGGAGGAGAAAGAAAUCAAGAAUCCGUUCUUAGGACUUGAUCGGUUGUGUGGUUUCUGACUAUGGAUGAGCUUCAAUGGCUGUCCUGAAAGACAUCUCUUCCUUUCUUUGUCUUCAAAAUGUCACCCAGUAUUAACUGAUGUAGCUUGUCUACAUUUCAGAUUUUUUUAAGUUAUGGUUUCCUUUUUUUUUAAAUGUCAACCAUUCAGCAAAUGUCUCAGCGAGCUUGGAACAUGAAGCCUCGAGACAGCAAAGAGAAUCAGCCUAGAAAAGACAAAAAUGCAGGACUCCAACAUUUUCUCUUUUAAUUCUGUUUAUUUAUAUAGCGCCAAUUCACAACACAUGUCAUCUCAAGGCACUUUACAAUUCGACCAGAUCAUACAGUCAAAUUGAUUCAAAGUUUUCUAUCUAAGGAAAAUGGGUUGAUUGCCAUGACUCAUUGAAUCACAGGCAAUCCCUCUCAUUAAGCAUGCUUGUAGCGACAGUGGAGAAGAAAUACAUCCCUUUUAACCGGAGGAAACCUCCUGCAGAACCUUUUCCAGAUACUAAUGUUGGUGUUUAGAAAAUUGCUAUUUUUAUGGCCCUCAAUUGGUAUUUAUAUUACAUACCAUUCUUCAUAUACCAAUUUUGGUUACAACCACAAACUUUAUUCGAUUUUGUUGAGACUUAGGGUGAUGAACCAACACAAAAUGCUUACUAUGCUUUAUUGUGUUUUGUUAUAUUUUAUUAUAAAAUAUAUGUCAGAAAGCACAAAGUGUUUCACAGCAAAAAUAAAAAUUGAUUACUUUUAAUAAUAAUAGGAAGAGGAAAUGUUGUGUACCGCUCUGUGGUAAUACUUCCCCAAACCUCCUUUUGCUGCAAACAGCGGUAAAAUUUUUAAAAGGAUUUUGAGCCAGAUUUGCACCUCUAAAAAUCUGUUUGAUUUAAUACUACUUUAUACUAUUUUCUCUCAGCAAAGUAGUCUAAUCUCAUUUGCAUGGGUGGAACCCCUGUAUAGAUCAACUUUAAAUUCUUGCCAAACAUUAAUUACACUAAGUCUGAACCACGACCAUGCCAUUAAAGAAAACAAAAAUGUUGUUGGAUGUACUUUAGUAUAAUAUAAAAGGUAUUUGGGAGGAUUUUUGCAAAUUUUUGAAAUUACUCGCCCUCUCCACUUAAAAAAAAAUGCUCCUAUUCAACCCUGUACCCGCUCCCGAGAUGGAAUUCCUAUUAAACGUGUGUGAGAGCAUGCACUAGCCCAUUUCUCUCUUUUACUAACAGUGAUGUGAAAUGGAUUUCUCCAAAUACUAUGCCAAACUUUACCUAUCGAGUAGAAACUUCGCAACUGAGGCAUCAGUGGGAAGCCUGAGCUGUGCUUUCAGUGUAUGCCAUUGCAUUAUCUUCCAAAAAAACUCUUGUUUCUCUCUUCUGAGAGCUUUCUCUGCCUAAUACACUUCGUAGACACUUUUUCUCUUAUGACCCUGUGCCAUUUUCAAAGAACCGCGGGGAGAAAGGCAAGCCUCACAUACCCGCCUGAAAGUGUGCAUGCACAGAAACAUAUCACCAGAAUGAUUGACAAUUAGAACCAUUUAUUUUGAUGAUCCACCCAGAAAAAGUACAUCCUUGACUAUACCUUUAAGUCUUUUGUAUCUUCCAACGUAUUUUUACUUCGAGCAUUACUUUGUGUUUAACUAUAUACAUCUUAUGAAUUCCGACCAGUUCGUGACGAGGGAGAGCCUCCCUACAGCAGAAUGUGGCUAUUUCUGUAUUAAGUUUUAAAGAUUGACAAGUUAUUUUAAGUUUGAAUGAUUCGUAUAGGGCGCCAGAAAGUUCAGCUUUGGUCUCAUCCGACCAUAGUGUGAUCUUCAAUCUUUGUGCUGGAGUGUCAGGUGGCUGCUUUACAAAUGUGAGGCAUCGUAAUGUGUGAGGAAAUCGGUGCUGUUCAAUCUCUGAUCCUCCAACCACUCAUCCAUCCACCAUAUUAAAGUUCACUACAAAGUUAAAGUUUAAAAAGUAGCAUCCUCCUAAAAUCAGCUAUUCAUUUUAGAGACGACUGGGAAAUAUUUAUUCUCUGCACCAAAUCUGAUAAAGUGGGCAGAAUGGUAGUCUAGCAAAACAAACAAUCAAUUUAGGCCCGCUACGCCUGUUGACACUAAUGCAGGGAUAUUUUGUACUGCGGUCUUACCGGAUCUAAAUGUGGGUUACAAUUUUUCUUUUCAACAGUAUGAAAUGGGGCUCAGCCAGUCACAUUUAAGACUGUUUUUAUAAGUUUAUAAUAAUAAUGCUUAUGUGUGUCAAAAAAAGAAGUCCUAACAAAUAAGGGUAAUGUUUGUGGUUGAAAUUUGAAAUAUACUGGAAAACAACGUUAAGCUAUGCUAGUCCCCCCCACCCCCCAAAAAAACUAAAAAGACAAUCAUGUUUUCGCUCUUCAUUCUGUGUUUUCGAAACAGUCUGCUUUCUCUCUGCUUUGAUUCAGUGGAUCAGAGCUCAGGAAAGAUUGCUGCACUGCAACAUGUGAUACUGCAGAGAGAGCGGCGUUUUCAUGCACCAUGUGUGUUCAGACUCCUUACUCAUAAGCCAUUGGGAUUCAGGCUGAUAUUCAUUCAAAACAAGGCUAAAACAGGCAGGCCUUUCUCGUCCUGUAAAUGUACUCCUAUGAUGUGAAUACCCAUGUUACAUUUGGGUUUAGAGUAAGCCCCCAUAAAAAGCAAUUAUUAAACCUUGAAAUUAUGCUACACAGGGUAUAUACCUCAGAGAUUUUAGUUAUAUUUUCCUUAGAAAAACACUAGAACAUUUUACAAGCAGAAAUGUAUUUCUGCGAGGGAAAAAAAUGAAGAUGUCCUAGAAAUGUUUCUUUAUUUCAUCACUGUGUUGUUUGCUCAGCAUAGGUGGUGUCUAACUUGAGCUGGUAUAUAUAGCACAUCACUAAGUCAUUUUUGCACCGCAGAAUAUAUUGGAUAUAUUGUAAAUAGAUGACAUAGAUUUAUUCUGAAAAAAGUGAUUGGUUUGCCCAGUGUGUGUAUCUACAUAUGUAUUUGUACAGAGAAAAAUCUAGUUUAAAAGAAAAAAAGACUAUUAUAGUUAUUAUAGUUAUUAUCCACGUUCAUUUCUGGGGGAGUCCUAAAAGAAAACCCUCUUAAGAGAGUCAGGAAACAGACACUUUUUUUGUUAGUUUGUUUUUUUGUAGCUUACACUGCUCAGUUACUGCUCUAGAUCCAUCAUUUCAUAUUAUAACAGUGUUAAUUAAAGAUGGCUAUGUCACCUCUUAAGGUUUGAAAAGGGCUAUGCUGUUUUGGUGAAAUAGAGUAAAACUCACGAGUCAAGCACACAAAAACACACCCACCCCCUCACACACAUUUACUUCCUACAGAUAGCCACUAAAACAUCAAAUUGAUUAAAUUUGCUGCUUGAUUUAUCAAGUCAGCAACCCCACGCUGUUUACUUGGAACUCUUACUGACUUGUACUAUAACGCAUGAUAAUUUAUUUUUAUUUCUUUUUCAUUUGCAGCAUAUAAGAGGAGCUUGAUGCUAUGUUUGUUUCAUUAUUGUCAGGGCAUGUUGGGUUUGAUUGAUGUCAUUUUCUCCUCCCUAUUUCCCAUUCUUUUCCCUUCUCUCCCCUCUGUGGCUGUCAUGGAGACGCACCGAAUCUGCAUCCUCCCUUUGCAGCACCCUCAGUUAAUCUUUGCAUCCUCACGGUAUUUCUAACAAGGACAUUUCUUAAAGAGCAACGUGUUUCCUAUUGGAAUUUCUAUGAUUUUCUGUUUGGAGAAAA
Molecule: messenger RNA, 7237 nt
Organism: Cyprinodon variegatus (sheepshead minnow)
Lineage: Eukaryota; Metazoa; Chordata; Actinopteri; Cyprinodontiformes; Cyprinodontidae
Gene: iqsec3b
Product: IQ motif and SEC7 domain-containing protein 3-like
Exons: 15
Coding region: 1-3384 (1127 amino acids)
Biological process (GO): actin cytoskeleton organization; regulation of ARF protein signal transduction
Molecular function (GO): protein binding; guanyl-nucleotide exchange factor activity
Source: RefSeq, a predicted model, not a curated record